AUGAGGCAUUCGUUGGCUCUCGGGCUGCUGCAGACAUGCAUCCUGCCACGGGCUGCCCGCGCCCUUGUUGGCAUCGACACCGACAUGUGGAAACCGCCUUGCGCCUACGCCUGCUCUCAAGCCUUAGCCCCGUUUAUGCUGUCAUGUUCCGUUCAUGAUAUGUCGGAAGAGGGCCACGGUCAUGACGGCGGCAUGAUGAUGACGUCUCCGUCGUGCCGCGCGGGAGACACGGCCUAUCUGACGACGCUCGCUAUGUGUUUGCACAUGAAGUGCGCCGAGUUAUACUCUAUUCCUACCUGGUCUCUGGAGAAGUACUGGGCAGAACAGGCCACAGGGGACCCGUCGGUUCCCGCGAAAUGGGAUUACGCAACUGCCCUAGCCAGCAUAUCCCAUCACCCAACGAGAGAACUUGGACCCGAGGAGAGGCUCAACUUCACGGCACUCGUUCCCGAGUCGGAUUGGGAGAGUCAGCUGGGCACGAUGGUCACCAUGGAGUAUGAAGAAAUAAUACAUCCAAGAUAUGGGAUCGUGAUACUGGUUACGGGCUUUGGGACGCCAGUGGUGCUCACAUGGCUGGGCUACCUCCCGUAUAUGACCGGGAUACUCGAGAAGAUCAAACCAUACCUCGUCUACCCGAGCGCCGUGGGAACAUACCAGGUGCGGCCUCUGCCUUAUCUUCUCGGCAAUGCGCCCACCGUCGGACAGGCACUCUACAUCGCCCUCAUGGUUGUGCUCAACGUCGUGCUCAGCGCCGUCAACUAUCGCUCGUUUCAGCCCAACGUCUGGUACACCAAUCAGUGGCGCGAGAUCAUGUCGUAUGUGCUCUACCGAACGGGAACACUCGCUUUUGCGCUGCUUCCGCUUGUGAUUCUUUUCUCGACGAGGAAUAACGUCCUCCUGUGGCUGAGCGACUGGUCGCAUGCGACUUACCUGUUGCUGCACCGUUGGGUGGCGCGCAUCUUUGCCAUACAGGCAAUCCUUCACUCGAUCCUGGCGCUGGUCAUUUACCGCGACACCGGGGCGUACCCGGCCGAAGAGAAGCUCGACUACUGGAUCUGGGGCGCGGUUGCCACAGUGGCGGCUAGCAUCAUGCUGGUCGGCAGUGGACUGUACGUGCGACGUUGGUCGUACGAGAUCUUUCUCAUCACCCACAUUCUCCUUGCCGUUUUCGUCGUCGUUGGCUGUUGGUACCAUGUCGAGCUCAGGUUCCAGAGAAAGUAUGGUUACGAGAUGUGGAUAUACGCGGCAUGUGCAGUCUGGUUCUUUGAGCGUCUAGUCCGCGUACUGCGCGUACUCAAAGCCGGCGUACAUCGCGCCCGGAUAACCGAGGUUGGCGACGACAUCGUCCGAGUCGACAUCGCGGGUGUCCGCUGGGGCACUGUUCCUGGCCAGCACGCGUACAUAUACUUCCCGACUCUCAACCCGCUGCGGCCGUGGGAAAACCACCCGUUCUCGAUUCUCUCCACGACGCAUCUGCAUCCGCCUUCCCGCUUUACCCAGCAGCAUGAAGCCAGCCCAACCACAUCGCCGCCAUCGGAUCGGGCCAGUGAUGAUGCCGUCGAAAAGGGGCACGGCACAACAACAACAACAAUUACAACAAACAACACCACCACAACACGAGCAUGCAAUGCAACCCCUGCGCCAGCUGGCAUAACUUUUUUCAUCCGCAAAUCAGCCGGCAUGACGCGCUCUCUGCGCGCUACUACACACGAAGGAGGCCUCGGCGUCGUCGCACUGCUCGACGGACCGUACCCGAACAACCCCAACACUGGCGCGGUGCUCUCAUGCGACCGGGUGCUGCUGAUUGGCGGCGGGAUAGGCAUCACGGCCUUACUUCCCUGGGCAUGCAGCAGCGGCCACCCCAACGUCAAACUGUGCUGGAGCGUGCGGCGGACGGCCUCGGGGGAAGGGCUCGUCCGGGCGCUUGAGCAUGCUCUGCCCGCAGAGAAAGAUGUCAGGAUUGGUAAGAGGGUCGACGUUGAUGGAUUGUUGCAAGAGGAGGUGCGCGCCGGGUGGCGGAGGAUUGGAGUUGUGGCCUGUGGUCCUGCAGGGCUUUGUGAUGAUGUGAGGGAUAAGGUUGCACGGAUGGGGAGAGAGGAGGGGAGGAAGCGUGGGGUGGUGUUUGUGUUGGAGGUUGAUGCUUAUUCUUGGUGA
Canariomyces notabilis is the source of this 2154-nucleotide messenger RNA. Its product is annotated as ferric reductase-like transmembrane component. The transcript has 3 exons. The record is from RefSeq and is a predicted model, not a curated record. The coding region runs from base 1 to 2154 and encodes 717 amino acids. Gene Ontology annotation, molecular function: ferric-chelate reductase activity. Gene Ontology annotation, cellular component: plasma membrane. Lineage: Eukaryota; Fungi; Ascomycota; Sordariomycetes; Sordariales; Chaetomiaceae. Gene Ontology annotation, biological process: iron ion transport; copper ion import; intracellular iron ion homeostasis.